CCGGCUUCUGUGAUGUCAGCGCCGGAACCUGGAAUCCCGGCUCCGCGAGGAAAGGCCGGGGAGGCGGCGGCGGCCGCGGGUGGAGAGGGUCCCCGGCAACCUCUGAGGAGCGCGGGGCGCAGCCAUGAGCGAGUCGAGCGCCAGUGCGCUCCAGCUCGGCAGGCCCAGCCGGCAGCCCGCGGUCCAUCCAGAGAACCUCUCUCUAGACACCAGUUGCUUCUCCUCUCCACCUGUGAACUUCCUCCAAGAAUUGCCAAGCUACCGGUCCAUUGCACGCAGGAGAACGACUGUCCAUUCCCGGGACAAGCAAAGCGGCACUUUGCUAAAGUCAACCGACUCUUACAGCUCCCAGCUGGAGGACAGAAUCGCUGAAAACCUCAGCAGCCAAUCCCUUCGAAAUUAUGCACUGAACAUCUCUGAGAAGCGGAGACUAAGGGACAUUCAGGAGACACAAAUGAAGUAUCUCUCUGAGUGGGACCAGUGGAAGCGGUAUAGCAGCAAGUCUUGGAAGAGGUUCCUGGAGAAGGCUCGAGAGAUGACGACCCACCUGGAGCUGUGGCGGGAGGAUAUUCGCAGCAUAGAAGGGAAAUUUGGCACUGGGAUUCAGUCCUAUUUCUCCUUCUUGAGAUUCCUGGUGUUGCUGAAUUUGGUGAUAUUUCUGAUCAUCUUUAUGCUGGUUUUGCUCCCAAUCUUACUCACGAAAUACAAGAUCACCAACAGUAGCUUCGUGCUCAUUCCUUUCAAAGACACAGAUAUACAAUGUACAGUCUAUCCAGUAAGCAGUUCUGGACUCAUUUACUUUUACAGUUAUAUCAUAGACUUGCUUUCUGGCACUGGUUUCCUGGAGGAGACUAGCCUCUUUUACGGACAUUACACCAUUGAUGGAGUGAAAUUUCAGAACUUCACCUAUGAUCUGCCCCUGGCGUAUUUGAUAAGCACAAUCGCCUACCUGGCCCUGAGCCUUCUUUGGAUCGUGAAAAGGUCGGUGGAAGGAUUCAAAAUCAACCUGAUUCGGAGUGAGGAGCACUUUCAGAGUUACUGCAACAAGAUCUUUGCUGGCUGGGACUUCUGCAUCACUAACCGCAGCAUGGCGGAUCUGAAGCACAGCAGCUUGCGGUACGAGCUCCGAGCAGAUCUGGAGGAAGAAAGAAUACGGCAGAAAAUAGCAGAAAGGACCUCAGAAGAAACAAUACGCAUUUACUCUUUGAGACUGUUUUUGAACUGUAUUGUUCUGGCUGUUUUAGGGGCAUGCUUUUAUGCAAUAUAUGUAGCAACUGUCUUCUCUCAAGAGCACAUGAAAAAGGAAAUUGACAAGAUGGUUUUUGGAGAGAACCUCUUGAUAUUGUAUCUACCAUCUAUUGUGAUCACACUGGCCAAUUUUAUCACCCCAAUGAUCUUUGCUAAGAUCAUCCGCUAUGAGGAUUAUUCCCCAGGCUUUGAGAUCCGGCUGACAAUCCUUAGGUGUGUCUUUAUGCGGCUGGCCACCAUAUGUGUCCUGGUGUUCACGCUGGGCUCUAAGAUCACAUCCUGUGAUGAUGACACCUGCGACCUCUGCGGCUACAACCAGAAACUCUACCCGUGCUGGGAGACCCAAGUUGGGCAGGAAAUGUACAAGUUGAUGAUCUUUGACUUCAUCAUCGUCUUGGCUGUGACACUCUUCGUGGAUUUUCCUAGAAAGCUCCUGGUGACCUACUGUUCCUCUUGGAAGCUGAUUCAGUGCUGGGGGCAGCAGGAGUUUGCCAUUCCUGAUAACGUCCUGGGGAUAGUUUAUGGGCAAACCAUCUGCUGGAUCGGAGCCUUUUUCUCACCCCUUCUCCCUGCAAUUGCAACCUUGAAAUUCAUUAUCAUCUUCUAUGUGAAAGAGUGGAGUCUGCUUUACACCUGCAGACCCUCCCCCAGGCCGUUCAGAGCAUCCAAUUCUAAUUUCUUCUUCCUGUUGGUGUUGUUGAUCGGGCUGUGUUUGGCAAUCAUACCUCUGACAAUCAGCAUAUCACGCAUCCCUUCCUCGAAAGCCUGUGGGCCAUUCACCAACUUCAACACCACCUGGGAGGUCAUCCCCAAGACGGUGAGCACCUUCCCCAGCUCGCUGCAGUCCUUCAUCCACGGCGUCACUUCUGAAGCCUUUGCAGUUCCUUUCUUCAUGAUUAUUUGCCUCAUCAUGUUUUACUUCAUUGCCUUAGCUGGAGCACACAAACGGGUGGUCAUCCAGCUCCGAGAGCAGCUAUCCCUGGAAAGUCGUGACAAGCGCUACCUAAUCCAGAAACUAACAGAAGCCCAAAGGGACACGAGGAACUAACUAGACUGAGCAUGAAGAUGGCGCUGCCGGUUGCUUCUAAGCUGACCUAGUGAUUCUGCUGAGCCUACAGAGUCUACCUGGGUUUUGAGUGGACAUUUAAAAAUAUAUUUUUCUGGAGUUUAGGCUUUUCCAUACGUGCAGCUGUGUUUACCUAACCCAGCCCUUAAUUAGGGCUUUAGUGACUUAGAAAAGCAGGGGAAACCCAAGCCUUUGCCUGCAGACCAGCCACUCUGUGACGACUCUACCAAAAACCAACAAGCCGUUUCAGCUUUUACAAGAGUGAAAGAGCGGGGACGGUAGUUUAGUAUUUGAGCCAUGAGUUCAUGUGCACAAGUGUUUUGGGAUGUGGACUGAAGUAGCUCAGCCUGUCAAUCAGACCAGCCCAUGAAUAUGUAACAAACAGAACUGGAGGCUGGUUUCUUAAACACACAUAUCCACAUUUUUAAGGGUUGUUUGUUUUCCUGUGCUUACAAUUUUUAAUGCACGUCCCUUUAUUUCACAAAACAUGUGGCUGGACGCAGUGGCUCACGCCUGUUAUCCCAGCACUUUGGGAGGCCGAGGCGGGCAGAUCACCUGAGGUGGGGA
Rhinopithecus roxellana (golden snub-nosed monkey) is the source of this 2881-nucleotide messenger RNA. It is a transcript of the gene TMC7, whose product is annotated as transmembrane channel like 7. Lineage: Eukaryota; Metazoa; Chordata; Mammalia; Primates; Cercopithecidae. Gene Ontology annotation, molecular function: mechanosensitive monoatomic ion channel activity. The transcript has 16 exons. Gene Ontology annotation, cellular component: plasma membrane. The record is from RefSeq and is a predicted model, not a curated record. Bases 125 to 2296 code for a protein of 723 amino acids.